This is a messenger RNA of Baudoinia panamericana UAMH 10762, 4593 nucleotides long. RefSeq lists its product as uncharacterized. The transcript is spliced from 2 exons. The annotation marks the transcript as partial. Gene Ontology annotation, biological process: tRNA methylation. Lineage: Eukaryota; Fungi; Ascomycota; Dothideomycetes; Mycosphaerellales; Teratosphaeriaceae. Gene Ontology annotation, cellular component: cytosol. The record is from RefSeq and is a predicted model, not a curated record.
UACGACCAGAUUUACGACACUGCAUCCGCUGUAACACUUGACUCAUCCCACCGUGUUGCAGCAUGGAACGCACUUUGUGCCCUCGUUGACCGCUGCAGCACGUCCCACAAUGCCUCGGUUUCUCGGUUGAUUUGGAAGGCUGGCUGGUGGCGUCAAGUGUUCGAUCUGUAUCUGAAACAAGCGAACCUUGCCCGGCCAAAGUCUUCUAGACAACUUCUGGUGACCUUGACCACUGUCCUGCGUACCGCCAGCGAAAUCGACACGCACGCAACCAAAGGCGACCUUGUUGCUUCGCUUGUUCGACCUCUUGUUGAGCAAGGCGACCCUGGCGUGGUCAAGGCCGCUGUAUUGGCGUUGGCUCACUUCCUAAGCAAAGGCGUCUUGCAAGUGGAAAACCUGUUUGAAUAUCAACGUGGCAACUCGACAAGCGAUCAAAAGCUUGACGAGAUCAACAGUAUCGACGACCUGCUCUAUACACUCUUCGUUUGGGUGGGCAGAGCUGACUUCAGUUCCGCCAUCUGCCAACUUUUAGGCGUAAUACUCAACCUAGCGGCUCCAACCAUUCAUAACAAACGUUGCCUCCGCCCUUCUGUUCAGUCCAUUUGGUCAGCACCGUUACUCCGAGCGUUCCAAGACGGCCGGGUUGACGGCUCCAGCUUGCGUGACUAUGUGCUUCCGCUCAUGUGCAGUCGGAAUGCCUCUGAGUUCGCGCAUUUUAUACAAAGCAUUGGCGUGCAGAAGCUCUUUGAUCACCAGCUGGCUCCCCUACCUCGGAGCAAUGGACUGGACGAGCAGAGCAUCGAGUUGAUCUGUGCUGCCCUGCAGGCUGGGAAGGAUGCUGACCUGAUCAGUUCAACAUCAGACCCUCGCGUCAUCGUUGACAGUGACAGUUUAGUGCUGCCUAUACGAGGAAUCAAGCGUCUCAUGAUAUCCCGAUCACGGAUCGUCCGACUAACGGGCCUGCACCUGCUCACUGUCUCGAGUGUUUCUACACGACCAAUGGAGCCUUGGACGUUAGCAGGCCUCAAGCGGCAUCUAAGCCAUUACUUCGCAGAUACCGAUGCAAACUUUCGAAGCGAGGUUUUCGGUCUUCUUCGACGACUCGUGGAUCGAAUCAGGGCUGUGACAGCGGCUGCCGCAAGGUCCACAAAGCUUCCAUCUCGGGAUACAGAUGUGCUAUGUUCGAGUAUUCUACGCUCCCAUCAAGCAUUCCUCAAGUGGCUUUUGCUCUCACUACCAUGGGAGCUGAGAUCAACAGCAAGCUACCAACGCCACAUCUCUGCACUCAAGAUCAUUGGUAUCCUUGCUAGGUCUGGACUCGACAACCGGGUAGAUACCGGCCUUUUGUCGAAAACGGCGCUUGGGGAGACCAAGUGGGCAUUCCAUGUACCAGUGCUGACCAACGAUCUGCGAAGACUUCUUCUCGAUCUGGUAAUUGACCCAUUUGACGACGUUCGACAAAAUGCAGUGUCAAUACUGUCUAUGUAUCCAGCUAGUGACAUCGCUACAAGAAGAGACAUCGCAACAGCACUGAGUCGUGGGGAAGCCUUGAUGAUGGCCACCGGCCGAGCUGACCAGGCCAAUGGCGUCGCUCAUAUGCAUGCACUACUGUACAGCUUUUCGCCUGGUGAGGGCACGAUAUUGUCAGGCAUGGCUGAAGCUCUAGAACGUAUGUUGGCGAUCGCACAAGAAGACCUUGCUGUAGCAGUGAACAAGCAGCCAGUACAUGGCCUACUAGAAGGCGUUCGACUCAUUGUGCAGAAGCACGGCACGCCGAUACUGCAGGAGGAUUAUCUCGUUGAUCGUCUGAUCAAUUGUCUGUACACCAUUUGGGACGUGGUCAAGCCGACUUUGUGCAACGACGCGCCUGAAGGCUACCUUCCUGAAGAAAUGGAAGAAGCAGCGGAAAUCUCCACCAAGGACACAUUGAGUUACUGCUGGCGCGCGCUGAAGGAAGCCAGCCUCCUCCUCGGGGCAAUUUUCGGAAUACUGCCCGCAGAAACCGCCUCAGAUAGGGAGCGUCUGGCCGAGCUGUGCUUCAUUCAGCUAGCGGAGCUGCGGCACCGCGGCGCUUUCUCGACAGUAGCCCAGACCUGGACUAUGUGCUGUCUCAGAACUGCCGCCUGCUCCAGCUUAAGCGACCAGAGCAUGCUGCAGACGUGGUAUCUCCGGGUUGUUGAGAUGCUAUGCAACAACACGACAAUCAACACCAGGCGCUCAGCUGGCCUACCAGCCCUUCUGUGUGGAGUACUGGUAGCAUUCGCGUCGAAGCACAGCGUCGACCGAGCCUUUACCGACCUCGAAGCGGUCGCUCGCGAAUCGGUUGACCCAGCUCGCGCGCAGGAAGGUAGCCUCCCGCAAGUGCACGCCAUUAAUUGCAUAAGAGAAGUCCUGAAGAACAGCAGACUAGGUGAGGCAUCUGAGCAUUGCGUGCCAGCUGCCACCGAGCUCGCGGCGUUUGCACUGCAGUCUGAAGCAUGGGCGGUUCGCAACUGCGGCUUGAUGUUGUUCCGUGCUGCCAUUGAUCGUCUUUUGGGCACCAGCGAUGCGUACUUGGAGGACGACUUGGCCGUACGUAAGAGGCUAUCUACUGAGCAGUCACUGCGUCUCCUGCCGGUAGUGCUGAAGCUUCUAAACUCCGAGGAACCACCCAUGUCGGAUGUUAUGCGAAGCGAACAGCGGCUCGAAGGCGUCUUCCCUGCACUCCAGCUGCUCCCACGGCUGUCGGUGACUGACGAGCAGCAUGCGAUCCUUCUUCAGUUGGUUCGGAAAUUGAUGGCCAGCCCGGUGUGGCACGUACGGGACAAGGCUGCGCGGGCUUUUGCAUCUCUUGUACCACGCGAACAUGUCGUACAAUCCGUACGUGACCUGUUGCAGACCACCAUCGCAUCGCAGAAUGCUCUGCAUGGAUCUCUGUUAGGCGCGAAGUACCUUGUUCACAGCUUCUCCGGAGGCACAACUCGCUCAAACUUGGCAAGGGAGGGCUCUUUUACAUCCCCUCAGUGCGACCGAUACGAGUGCUGGGCGAUCAUAAAUGCAGCGAAGACGGUGUAUGUGGACAACCCGUGUUCAGUCACAAAAGCCGCCUAUGUGGAUCUUUCUACGGAGUGCGCUCUAGCCUUGCGGUUGGCGUCGGAUCAACACGUCGGGCUGCCUACCGACUGCUCGCCUGGGUCGCAACGUCAGCUCUCUUUUACUGGCGCUGACGCUAUGCUCCGGUGCUCCCUCGCUCGAGCCUUGAUACUCCCGCUUUUGACAAGCCUGGAUUCUUCAAGGAAGGAGUUUACAAGUGUCACUGAAGUCCUGUCGGAGACGUCGAGAAUGGACGCCGAUGCCUGUAUCGCGUUCAUGGCACAAGCGAAGACUUUCAUAACGACAACAGCGGGUGUUGCACAGAAUGCCCUAAACACCUUAGUUGCCGUGUGCCAGCGCCUCCUUGCGAUCACAGAUGUUAACACGCGGCUUCUGUGCGAUGCAGAAGAGCUUUUGCUGGUUAUCGCUUCAGCAAACAGGCAGACCGGGCAAUCCUGGAGUGCCUUGACAGACUUUUCAGCUGACCACUUGAGGAGCCUGCCACUCACGUCGCGGAAUGCUAAUCAGCGGUUUGCGGACCUCGAUCUGCAACUAGCGGCGGCUUGCCUUGAGCACCUAGCAUGCAGUUCGACCUCACCCACCGUGGAAGCCAUCGCGGCGAUUAAGCAGUGGCAAAUUAUAUGCGAGCGCAGCAUCAACGGUCUCGGUCUGUGUACGGUGGAAGCUGUUGCACGGGCAGUCAACCUUUUGAACGUCGUCUGGCUGCAGAUUGCGACCGAGGCCCAGCUCGUGAACGUCUUCCGCAAUAUGUGCGUGAUGGUCUACGACCUGCUCGACGACGACGACGAAGACGUGCGAGACCUAGCUUCCCAAUCGGCGGGUCGGAUACUCGACACCCAGGGCGGCAGGAGUAUCAGGCACGAGCUCAAUCCGAUUGUUGCAAGCCAGAAGCUUCUAGGCUUCAUGAGCCGAAAGUGGGCAAGUGACUCUGCGUUCGUUCAAAUCACCCUCUCUCGGGCUUUUGGACCAUCGGAUGCGUUAGGCAUCACAGAGCGCAUGCGCAGAUGUCUCACCAAGGACACAGCCCUGUUCAUGGAAGAGAAGCAAAACUUAUACAUCGACGAGACACGGGAGGUUCGGGCGUGGUCACAGGUCGCCAUGCGUCUGUCACCAGCAGCUGUCUCAAAGGCCGCACUUGCCCAGCUCUGCACACGGGUAGAAGAAGGUCUCGCGGCGCUCACGCUUGAGCUUCGUACUACACCUGAUGGUCCACUUGGCUGGACGACUAAGCCGGAGUUGUUCACUCUUGGGCUGCAGAUCGUUUACGGCGCUGAAUGGCUGUUAUAUAUGGUCGGACAAGGCGUGCGGAUCCCGGUCAGGCCGUCCGGCUUGCGGAGACAGCUGGUUAACCUUUUCGCCUCCGCAGUUGAGAGCAAUGCCAAUUGUCUAUGGCGCGGAGAACUGGAGCGCAUUCUCGCGCGAGCGAUACUGCACAGGCAUACCUGUGAGUACAGACGUGUCACCCUAACGGAUGGCAUCUUGGGCGGAGGAGAUGGCUAG